AUGGACUCGCAAUCUCUUCCCUCGACCCCUCGACCAGGAUCGACUCCUAUUCCUACGCCGGACGAAUCUCGCACUCCAGGCAAAUGGCGCCAUCCCCAUCUCAAUGAAAUUGUGCGGCGUCAGAAUGCGGCUACGUUUGGCGACCAUAACGUGAGAAGGCUUGUUUGGAAUGGAGCAGCUUUGGCUGCGACCUGGUUUUUUGGGGGUACUUUCAAGUCAUAUGCAUCUGGUCUGCGCAUUUUCAGCGACAAUCCCACUUACCCAGAUCUCUCGUUGCUGGGCUUGCAGCUCUUUUUCGUUUUGAACAUCUUCGUUGCAUUAUACCCCGUCUUCCGACCGAAGGAUGAUCUCGUCGAUAUUCCUCUGACUCCCACACAACGCUCGCUCUUGGGGCUGGACCCUUCCGCUUCGCAUCAUGCGUCACCGGGAACUACCUACGUUACUCCACCGAGAUACCGCGUUUCUGCAUCGCGCACAGCGAGUCCAGCAGGCAGAAGUGCGUCAUCAUUGUCGGCGAGCGCGAGCUUUUCGGGACAAGGAGCUUCAUCGGGGCCAACAUUCUCGCCUUCAACGAGCCCAUUGCUCUACAAGGCAGUGUCGAAUGGUGGCAGGGAGAACACACGGAGGCCAAGCUUCAGUUCCUCGACGGGGCUUGGUUCAUCGGGAUUUGGCGCCUCCGGAUUUAGUGCCUCUGGAUUCGGUGCUUCUGGGUUUGGUGCCUCCGGGUUUGAUUCCUCGCUCGGGUCAUCCUCUCCUUUCGGUCGGAGCUCUCUGAGAGAGUCUCACUUUGGACCUCCCGCAACUCCGUCGCCCAUUGGAGGCAAGCGCGUGAAUAUCGGAUUGAGCAACAAAUGGUUGUACGAGAGGAGUAGGCGGCUGUCAACUAGCAACGGGGCGCUUUGA
Molecule: messenger RNA, 903 nt
Organism: Aspergillus glaucus CBS 516.65
Lineage: Eukaryota; Fungi; Ascomycota; Eurotiomycetes; Eurotiales; Aspergillaceae
Exons: 2
Coding region: 1-903 (300 amino acids)
Biological process (GO): protein import into nucleus; spindle pole body duplication
Cellular component (GO): nuclear outer membrane; nuclear pore transmembrane ring
Source: RefSeq, a predicted model, not a curated record